AGGUGUACGAAGGUUGAAUAAGCAGCCAACAAUAUGUAGCAGCAGCUGGUCCAUAUGAUGUGUGGAGCAUUCAAGAGUGAAAGACAGGCUUGACUUGGGAGAAAGACCCAGAGGAAAGCAAGAGAGUACAGAACUCUUGUGAGAGAUGAGGUCUUAGGAAAUACUGUGAGUGGGCGUACAGGGGUUUGGAGUUUGGCUAUGUUGAUUUAAUUCCAAUGUAUCUUGUGUUGUUAUUAUUCUUAUAGUGAAGUACUCUAUUCGGAAACGUAGGCAUGAUUUUGCCGAACCUCAUUAAUCUUUGUUCCUUGUUUAUUUUACGUUGUUCAAUUGUGGUUGGCUUUGUGGUGUUAUUAUUUCUGAAUCUCGGCAUAGCACGGUGAUAAAGCACAACGGGUGGUCUCACUCAUACUUUGGACCUGAGUGGCUUGGGAAAUAGUAGAUCUGGAUAUAAUGGUAAUCGCCUCAGCUCCUGUUGUCCCAACAAAUUUCUAGUAAAUUUGAUACAUUAAUUUCGGCACAAUAAUUGAUGCAAUUCAGGUGCUUUAGAGAAACAUGCUGCCUAUUUUGAAUGGAAGAAACGUAAUUAUGGUGCAAACUUUCAUUAGUUUUAGUAAGCACGGAUUAUAGUUAGCUACUUUUUUAGCUUUGAGGCAAGAACAAAUUUUUUCUUCAUUUUUCUUUGUCUCUCCGUCGCUGAAUGGAGUGGCUCAAUCUUCGUCUUUCUUUGCUACUUCUAUUACUUGUCUUGCCAAUUUGUAUCAGCCAAGACAAUUUAGGACCAGGAAAAUCUAUCAUUGGAAACCAGACCUUGAUUUCUUCCCUUGGGACCUUUGCAUUAGGCUUCUUCAGUCCUGAAAAUUCUACCAAAUACUUUCUUGGUAUAUGGUACAACAAAAUCCCAAAGACACCAAUAAUAUGGGUAGCUAACAGAGAAUCCCCACUUGAUUCUCCGGGUGUGUUUACGCUCAGCGGUGAUGGGAAUCUAGUGGUGUUGGACACUGUGGAUGGGACUAGAAAAGUUGUCUGGUCUUCUAAUACAUCAGUACCUGCUUCUGCAAAGAAUGGGACAACUGGUGUACUAGUAGAUAAUGGAGAUCUUCAACUUAGAUUUGGAGAAGGUACUCUGUGGCAGAGCUUCGAUAAUCCCUCUGAUACACUUUUGGCUAACAUGAAGCUUAGCUUUAAUAAAAGGACGGGCCAACGAAGGGCCCUUACAUCCUGGGCUGCACUUGAUGAUCCACAACCCGGAAAGUUUACCUCAGGCAUUGAUCCUAAAGUGCCUGGCCAGCUUGUUAUCUGGAGAACCGCUUACUUCCUUACUUACAACUUGGAUGCUGAAGAGGUUUACGUUACUUAUGGUGUCACAGAUAAUUCAGUCAAAAUGAGGGUCAUAUUGAAUCCAAAUGGGCAGAUUGAGCUGCUUCUGUGGCUAGAUUUCAGUAAAAAAUGGUUUUCAUGGUGGAAGAAGCCUGUUGAUACAUGUGAUUUCUAUAAUCGUUGCGGUCCAUAUGGUGCCUGCAAUGAUAAAAAUGAAACCCUCUCAUCACCAUGCAAGUGUUUGACAGGUUUUCGGCCAAAAUUCCAAGAACAAUGGGAUAAGGGGAAUUGGGUUGGUGGCUGUGUUCGAGAGAAAGCAUUGAUGUGUAAAGAAGAUGGGUUUUCAAAAUUUUCUAAGUUGAAACUGCCAGAUCAUGCUGUUCUGUUAGAAAAUAUGAGUAUGAGUGCGUGUGCAUCUAAAUGCUUCCAGAACUGCUCUUGCACAGCUUAUGCUUAUCCAAAUGUGACAGCAGGAAGCAUUAGGAAAUGUCUGACAUGGUUUGGUGAUUUGAUGGAUAUUCUAGAUGAUCAACCUGUUGAUUCCCCGAGUUUACAAAAUUAUGGGCAUGAUGUUUAUAUUCGUGUUCAUGGCUCCCAACUAGGUCGUAAGAGUCAUUCCCAUAAUGUAUUGAAAAAGUCCCCUGUAAUUGGAAUAGCGUCGGCAACAGGGGCAUUGAUUACAUUAGUUCUUGGCUAUUUCUUUUGGAAGAAAUACUUGGGAAUGGAAGGGAGCACGGAAGGCAAUAUGAGUGAGACUAUAACUAAAGCCAGAGCUGAAGCUGCGAAGAAUGAUGCAGAACUACCACUCUUCAGUUUAAAGAGAGUUUUAGCUGCGACAAACAACUUCAGUGUAGCGAAUAAACUGGGAGAGGGAGGAUUUGGCCCUGUUUAUAAGGGGGUGUUGCUUGAAAAUCAAGAAGUAGCCAUAAAAAGACUGUCAAAGAAGUCAGCCCAAGGACAUCUGGAGUUUAUGAAUGAGUUAAAGCUUAUAGCCAAGCUCCAGCAUACCAAUCUUGUUAGGCUCUUGGGUUGCUGUAUUGAAGAGGAGGAACUCAUCUUGAUCUAUGAGUUCAUGCCCAAUCGAAGUUUGGACAAACUUUUGUUUGCUCCAUCUAACAGUACAGAAUUAGAUUGGGGAAGACGUUUUCGAAUUAUAGAAGGUAUUGCUCAGGGACUACUUUAUAUCCACAAGUACUCUAGAUUGAAAAUCAUUCACAGGGACUUGAAAGCAAGUAAUGUGCUGUUGGAUGGAGCAAUGAACCCCAAAAUUUCAGACUUCGGAAUGGCUAAGAUUUUUGAAAUAAAUCAGACUGAAGCAAAUACCAAUAGGGUUGUUGGCACAUAUGGAUACAUGUCGCCAGAGUAUGCCAGAUAUGGCCAUUUCUCUGAGAAACUAGAUGUGUUUAGUUUUGGAGUGUUGUUGUUGGAAAUUGUAAGUGGAAAGAAGAAUGCUGCUUUUUAUCGCUAUGAACAUUCACCAACUCUUGCUGGAUGGGCAUGGGAAUUGUGGAAAGAAGGUAGAGGAAUGGAGGUGAUUGAUGCAUCAGUAAGGGAAACAUGCCCCCCUGAUGAAGCUUUGAAGUGUAUCCAUGUAGGGUUUUUGUGUGUUCAAGAAGCUCCAGAGGAUCGACCAACAAUGUCUUCUGUAAUUCGUAUGCUGCAGGCCAAUGAAGCCACAUCACUUCCACCAUCCAAGGAACCUGCCUUUUCAACUCACAAGAAUUCCAUACCUGCUGCUGUUAGUUCUUCUGGUCAAACACCUGCAAGUUUUUCUAACAAUACAGUCACCAUUAGUUUGGCAGAAGGUCGAUAGAUGUUCCUAUUUGAAUAAAAUAUUUGCAUAUUAGAGACUGUUAGAGUUACAUUAAGUUUAGCCAAGUAGUCUUAAGCUGGUGUGCCAGCUGUCAGUUAGUUAAGUGAGUUUGUUAUUAGUUUAGAGCUGAAGUCAUUGACAGCUCCUGUAUUCCGCCAAAAGCUGAACUCUAUAAAUACUGAGCCAGCUAAUAUUGUAUUAAAUCAAUAGAGAAAAUCAAUAAAGAAAUCCAGAACCUUU
This is a messenger RNA of Prunus mume (Japanese apricot), 3370 nucleotides long. Its product is annotated as G-type lectin S-receptor-like serine/threonine-protein kinase At4g27290. Lineage: Eukaryota; Viridiplantae; Streptophyta; Magnoliopsida; Rosales; Rosaceae. Gene Ontology annotation, molecular function: protein serine/threonine kinase activity; ATP binding. Gene Ontology annotation, cellular component: plasma membrane. The record is from RefSeq and is a predicted model, not a curated record. Gene Ontology annotation, biological process: protein phosphorylation; recognition of pollen.